Molecule: messenger RNA, 1647 nt
Organism: Rhea pennata
Lineage: Eukaryota; Metazoa; Chordata; Aves; Rheiformes; Rheidae
Gene: NRN1
Product: neuritin 1
Exons: 3
Coding region: 175-606 (143 amino acids)
Biological process (GO): nervous system development; neuron projection extension
Cellular component (GO): plasma membrane
Source: RefSeq, a predicted model, not a curated record
CUCCCUCUCUCUAUUUCUCCCUCUUUCUCUCCUUCUUCUCUGUCUCCCCCCUUGUCUGCAAAGUCCUCCGCUGCUCGGAACUUGUUGGCAAUGCCUAUUUUUCAGCUUUCCCCCACGUUCUCCAAAGUAACUAUUUAAAGAUCUGCAGCCGCAAAUGGUUUUACUAAAUGUAGGAUGGGACUUAAGUUGAACGGCAGAUAUAUUUCUCUGAUCCUUGCUGUACAGAUAGCGCACCUGGUGCAGGUGGUGAGAGCGGCGGGGCGGUGCGAUGCGGUCUUUAGGGGCUUCUCGGACUGUUUGCUGCGGCUGGGCGAUAACAUGGCCAACUACCCGCAGGACCUGGACGACAAGAGAAAUCUCCAAACGAUCUGCGCGUACUGGGAUGAUUUCCAUGCCUGCACCCUCACAGCUCUCACCGAUUGCCAGGAAGGAGCGACAGACCUUUGGGAGAAAUUGAGACGGGAGUCCAAAAACCUCGAUUUCCAAGGCAGCUUAUUUGAACUGUGUGGAGGCAGCAGCGGCUCGGCAUCGUCUCUCCUCCCACCGGCUUUGCCCGUGCUCCUGGCGGCUCUGUGGGCCGCGCUAGUGACCUGGCUGCCUUUCUAGGGGGGCGAGCACACUCACACCCACACCCUCUCCAUGUGCCGGAUCUAUAGAGGAAGUGUCCAUCCGUUGCUUUGGGGACGUUGUGCUUAUCUGUGGUUGAUGAUGAUGGUGGUGGCUGAUGGUGAAACACCCAUGUAGGACUGUGGAAGCGUUCUCCUUUUUCUUUUUUUUUCUUUCUUUCUUUUUUUUUUUUUUUUUUGUAUGUGUGUUUUAUUUGCCAAAUGUUACCAAACAGGCAGCGGCGCGCAGCCCAAAUCGGACCUCAGCUUUACUAUCGCUUCAAGUCAAAAAUAGAAAAAAAUAGAAAUAACAACUCGAGCCCUCGUUGUGCAAAAGAAAUCUCAGGAACGGCUCUGAGCCACCUAAUGUUAACGAUGUAAUCGGCCAGGAUAAAUCCUGGCAGGCCACGGGCUCCUCUAAAAAUAUGGCAGUAUGUGAGGUGAGAACAAAAAAGCAGACAAAAACCGCACUGGCGAUGAAUCCAAGAUAGAUGUCCACGUGUGAAGCAUAUGGUGAAUAAUUCACAAUCUCUCAUCUUUCCUCCACAGUCGCUUGUUUUUGGUCAUUUCACUGCAAAAAAAUAAUAAAAAUAAGAGUCUUUUUUCCUCGAGGAAAAAAAGAACGAGAGCGGGAGAGGGAAAGAAAUUGGGAAACGAACGGUUAAAAAAGGAAGGAAGGAAGGGAAGAACAAAUGAAAGAUACGUGUCUAAAUGCCUGAAGGAGCGAAGGAAUGCUGCUAACAGAUCUGUGAGAGUUUACCUUUACUUGCUGUUCGAAGGCAUCUUUCCGAAUUCACUGCCUUUAAUUUUUUCCUCCUCUUUGUUUUAGAUGUUACACAUGCCAGUAAAUCAACAGUAGAGAUCACAAAAGGGGGGCUUAAAUGUAAACCUAAAAAAACCCAACAGCGUAAUGAUUUUGAAAAAAAAGAGCCUUGAUUUUAAAAGAGAAAAAUGUAAUUUAAAAAAAAGUUUAUUAUAAAGUCAAUUCAGCAAAAAAAAAAAACAAACAAAAAAACAAAAAAAGAUUUGCUACAAAGUAUAG